Molecule: messenger RNA, 2358 nt
Organism: Limanda limanda (common dab)
Lineage: Eukaryota; Metazoa; Chordata; Actinopteri; Pleuronectiformes; Pleuronectidae
Gene: oxct1a
Product: 3-oxoacid CoA transferase 1a
Exons: 17
Coding region: 34-1602 (522 amino acids)
Biological process (GO): ketone body catabolic process
Cellular component (GO): mitochondrion
Molecular function (GO): succinyl-CoA:3-oxo-acid CoA-transferase activity
Source: RefSeq, a predicted model, not a curated record
UCCUCCCCCCUCCUCCGGGUGAAGCUCUCAAACAUGGCGGCCCUCAGAGUUGUGUGCAGAGCGCAGCGGCUUCUCCUCAGGAACAUCUCAGGUUCCUGCAGAAGCAAACAUGUCGAGCAGCAGACCUGUGGCUGUUACUUUUCCACCUCCAACCAGAGAAGUUCACAGUUCUACUCGGACCCUACAGAUGCAGUCAAAGAUAUCCCCAGUGGAGCUACAAUCCUGGUGGGAGGUUUUGGAUUAUGUGGCAUCCCAGAGAAUCUUAUCAACAGCUUACUGAAGACUGGUGUGAGGGGUCUCACUGCAGUCAGCAACAAUGCUGGAGUGGAUAACUUUGGGCUGGGCCUGCUGCUCCAGACGAAGCAGAUAAAGAGGAUGAUCUCCUCAUACGUUGGAGAAAAUGCAGAGUUUGAGCGACAGUAUCUGUCGGGGGAGUUGGAAGUGGAACUGACACCACAGGGCACUCUUGCAGAGAGGAUCAGGGCUGGUGGUGCCGGAAUUCCAGCUUUCUUCACCGCCACAGGCUAUGGCACACUAAUCCAAGAGGGAGGCUCUCCCAUCAAGUACAACAAAGAUGGCAGCAUUGCCAUCGCCAGUGAGAAGAGAGAGGUCAAAGAGUUCAACAACAGGCACUACAUCAUGGAAAAGGCCAUCACCGGAGACUUUGCAUUGAUCAAGGCAUGGAAGGCCGACAGGGCUGGAAACAUAGUUUUCAGGAAAACAGCCAGAAACUUCAAUCAGCCCAUGUGCAAGGCAGCCAAAACCACAAUAGUAGAGGUGGAGGAGGUGGUGGAUGUUGGGACUUUUGCUGAAGAGGACAUCCACAUACCCAGCAUCUACGUGCACAGGGUUGUUCUGGGAGCCAGCUUCGAGAAGAGGAUCGAGAAACGCACAGUACAGAAAGGUCAAGAUGAGAAGCCCAAACCCAAGAAGGACUCGGAUAUUGUUCGGGAGAGGAUCAUUCGCCGAGCUGCUCUGGAGUUUGAGGAUGGGAUGUACGCUAACCUUGGUAUUGGUAUCCCCAUGUUGGCCAGCAACUUUAUAAAACCAGACAUCACUGUACACCUUCAAAGUGAAAAUGGGAUUUUGGGACUGGGGCCAUACCCCACUGAGGAUGCAGUGGAUCCAGAUCUGAUUAACGCUGGAAAGGAGACUGUCACGGUGCUCCCUGGAGCUGCCUAUUUCUCCAGUGAUGAGUCAUUUGCCAUGAUUCGAGGGGGACACAUCAACCUGACGAUGCUGGGAGCCAUGCAGGUGUCAAAACAUGGAGACCUGGCCAACUGGAUGAUCCCGGGUAAGAUGGUGAAGGGAAUGGGAGGAGCCAUGGAUUUGGUGGCUAGUGCCGGAACCAAGGUGGUGGUGACCAUGGAGCAUUCAGCUAAGGGAGGAAAACACAAGAUAUUGGACACAUGCAGCCUGCCGUUGACGGGGAAACAGUGUGUGGAUCGUAUCAUCACAGAGAAGGCUGUGUUUGAUGUGGAUCAGACAAAAGGCCUGACUCUAAUAGAAGUAUGGGAGGGGCUCACUCCAGAGGAUAUUAAGGCAUGCACUGGCACAGAGUUUGAGGUGUGUCCCAAUCUGACGGCCAUGCAGCAAAUCUAGAGGAGCCUGGAAAGAGAGAGAGAUGCACUUUUGAUUUGUAUCCCCUCAUUUCUCUGUGAUGAACAGUUGAUUUAGCAGCCUGUGAUAGGUCAAAUAAGCUCAUAAACCAAAACUACUUCAGGUCACAUCGCUUCCUGCCUUCCUGACUUAUAGGAUCCAAAAUGAAGGAUUCUUUUUUUGCAACCAGAUAUAAGAAAAACGAUUUGGGAUCAUUACAUUGUUGCGUAUUACACCAUCAGUUAGUAAGUUAUUCUUAUGCAGAUUUUUCUACUAUGAUCAAAUUCAUGCAAUAUAUACAACUAAAUGUGAUUUCAUAUUUACCGCAGGGUCAAGACGUUGCUAUAAAAUGACACAGAGCUGAAAUGUAAUUAAAUAACUAAAUCAAUUUAGAAGAGAAUUAGCUGUAAUGUUAUUCAAGAGAUUUCUCAUUUGGAAGAAGGGAAUAUGUAGGUAGUUGUACCAUUUGUUACAAAAAAGUAUUUUAAUGAUUUAUGCAGUCGAUAUGCAGUGAGAUAUCUAUUCUUCAUUUGGGAAAUGCAGUAUAUGAAGGAAUGAUGAUCUCCUCCUCCACAGCGAUAUGAACAUUGUCUACCUGUCGUCCCCCCCCACACUCUCAUAUUUUGCAGCUGGUUGUUGAUGUUGAGUUGCUCGGCUCGUCAACCAGAAAACAUAAUGCCUCCAGAUUUUGCACUCAGACGUUUGCCGUCCCUCUGCCUUUGUGUAAAAUAAAAUACGACUGUGUGCUGAGUGGAACAA